GUGGCUCAGUAACUUAUGCUGUGCAUUUUAUUAAACAUAAAAUAAAGUUUAAUUUUUACAAAUACAUAAUGCAAAGAUGAUUGUAUUGAAAGUAGUUUUAUUUAUCACAAUUUUUGCGACUUUCGAAUGUAGGUUACCUGAGAAGGUGUUCUGUGCCAAUGAACUAUGCGACGCCCCCAUCUCUAAAGCAAAGACACUUCUAAACUAUAACAGUCCUGAUAAUUACCUUAUUUCGUUCAAGAGUAAUUCAGAAGCAGUCAUUUUCAUGAAAUCAGCAGGAAUUAACAGGGAUUUAUGGUAUGCAAAAAUCAAUGGAGUUUCUGGUUUUGUAAGCUCUAAGUUUUUACGGGAAAAUAAAGUAUUUACUCGAGAAUUAGUAGAGCUACCACUACCACCAAUACCUGAGAAGACAAAUGUUACACCUAAUAAGGUGUUGCAACCACAUGAGGUAUUUGAAGGUACUACAAUCUAUACAACUGAGUCAUCUGACUCUUCUGCUAACAUUGAAAGUGCCACAACUUCUCAACCUCUCCAGUCCUCUCCAGAAACUCCAGCAUUGAGUGCUGAUAUAAAUAUUUCAGACAAUCUAAAUAUUGGAGAUUCUAAAAGUUCUGCUAUACCAAAUAAUAUAGAAGCAGCAUUAAAUGAGUUAGCUACAGAAUCCAAGCCAAUAUCCAAGGAAAUUUUAAAUGAACCAAUGGAUUCUAUGGAGAAUGAUGAUGAAGUUGACAUCUCAACUGAUGAUAAUAGUGAAGAAGAUUAUAAUGAUGAUAAAAUUGAGUCUGAUGCUACUUUAUUAAAUACAAGCCCUGAACCUAUACUACCUCCUAAAGACAAAAAUAUCCAUACUGAUAAAUUAUUACUUGAAACUAGUAAGGAAAACAAUUUAGCUGUAGAGAAAAACAAUGUAUUGGAACAAAAUUUGCCACAAAGUGUAACUCAAUUAAUAGUAGAUGAUAAUAUGGAGGGUAAUACAUCAGUCAAAACAGAAAAAAAAGUAGAAGAGCCAAAGAAUAUUGAAAAUGUAGUUGUCACUCAGGCCUCAAAACCAGCUAAUAUAAACAAUCAAAAUGUAGUAGUUAUAGAUAAAGAAACAAUACAAACUCCAGCAACAAACAACAUUAAAGAGAAGGAAGUCAGUCAAAAUAUUAAUAAUUUAGGUAGUCACUCUUCCGUAGAGCAUGUAGAACAAUUAAAAGAUUCUAAUAACAUGAGUGAGGAUAAUAAUAUUAAAAUUUCAAGUAGUCCUCCUCAAGAACCUGUAGACAUAAAGACAGAAACAGAAACUACUCCUGUUACUACAUCUGAAUCCUCUAUGAUAAAUACAGAAAGUGAGCAAAGCUCAAGCCCACAAACAAUACCUGCAGCUGACAUAAGUUUGCUUUUAAAAGAAAUGCAUAGUCACGAUACCGGAAAAGAAGAAACACCUCAACAAAUAGAGCCUGUUGAACAUUAUGUCACCACCCAACCAGAAAUUUCUUCUGUGGUACCUGAAGCAAUAACAGAAAGCCCUAUAAUAGAGUCCACAACUGAAUCUAUUACUGAAAGUUAUGUUACACAGUCUAUGGAAGAAAGUUCUAUUCCUGUUACCAACUCGUACCUCACUAUGUCAACAGAAGAUAUAAUAGAAGAAGUAUUUAAUACCCCAACAACAGAAAGUACUCCACCUGAAGAAAAUACUGAAGGGUUUUUAUCAAGCAUUUAUACAACAAUAGCUGAUAUGAUACCACCCACAACAGAGGGACCACCUUCAGAAAAUAUAUUCAAUCCUAAAUAUGUACAGGAGGAUUCCAUAAGAGAACCUACUGAAAGCUCUUAUGUCAUGACUUAUUUACUUUCUAUUUAUAAAUCGGUGAUGGGCAUUGAGGAAAGUGCUCCUCACUAUCCUCCCGUUGCACAAUCCUGUUUCACUGAUGAGUACUGUGACGGAGAAUCACACGGACAAAGAAAUCGCUUACUUACUUUCCUGUUGACAACUGCAUCUUCCGUCCUUCUAUUCAUAUUAGGAUAUUACUACAUCGACAAUAAAAGGCAAGACAGCAAAUUUAUUGGAAAAAUUAAUAAACUACAGAGAGAAUUACUAUUUGCUUCUAAGGAGUGUGAGAUCCUUAAGGAGGAACUUACAACUACAAAGAAUAAAUUGAGCUCAAUUGAAGACAGUUCAUUUGGCAUGGAUGAUAUGGUGCAGUCAUUGAAAGAUGAGAUCAAUGAAAUGAAAGCACAAAACGACAGACUACGGAACUCUUUAGAUGACAAUGAGAAAUUGUUGAGAGUAUCUGAGAAUACUGCAGGAGAAUUGCAAAAUACACUGAGUGAGGUUGAGAAUACUCUCAGUGAACUCUUGGUAGAAAGAAACAACUCUGAAGAGCAUAUUGCAGAAUUGAAUGGGAAGAUACAAGCUUUUGAAGAGGAACUCAUUGCAAUAAGUAGAGAUAGAGAUAAUUAUCAAUUGAAGUAUGCAUCUGCCGAAAACGCUUUGGAGGAAUUCAAAAAACAAAAGAAACGACUUGAAGAAGUAAAUCAAAAACUUUCACAGUCAAAUAAUAGGAUAGAACUGCAGAGGCAUGAGAUUAUCGCUCUUAAGGACACAAUAAAGGAACUGAAGGGUGGUGGUUCUGCAAAUGUAGAUGUUAACUCACUUAUCGAUCAUACAGAAAUAAAAGCGAAACUUGCUAAAGCAUUAGAAGAAAAUGCAACGAUAACGGCUAAAUAUGAUGUGGAGCUUAAAGAGAGAUGUAGAUUGGCAGAAGAAUUGAAGACCAUCCAGGAGUCAUACAAGACCUCUAGCCAACAAGCAGCUGAAGCCCUCACUAGGUUGGAAGUACUUGAGAAAUACUUCCAAGAGCGUGAAAGUGAACUGCUUAAGGAACUGAGUAGUAAGGAGGCACUUUGGCUGAGCAAGCAGGGAGAGUCUGCAAGCACAGUAGAGAAGAUUGAACUGAUGCAGAAAGAGGUGCAGAGAUACAAAGAGAAGUGCGAUGCGCUAACGCUAGAGUUGGCUGAACAAGAAUCGGCUCGUCGGACGGCCAUAAGUGAGAUUGAAAGUCGCGCUCACGCGGCGUGGCUCGAAGCGAGGCAAGCGAAGCGAGAGGCCGACGCGGCCAAGGACGAGGCGGCCACGCUCCGGCGGAAACUAGCCGCAAUGCAUCAAGCCGACGGCGCUUCGUCGCCCAAUAGACAUGUGUCAUCGCCGCUUGACACCAGUGAUAUCCCGGCGCCGCUUCCGCCGCCGCUGGCGUUCCUUCCGCCGCCACUGCUUCCGCCGCUUCCCAGGCCGCCACCGCUGGGUCGACUGCCAUCGCCACACGGGCCUAGGUUGAGCCGCCGUUAUUCACCGGAGAGUCGGUACUCACCGGAAAGCCGGUACUCGCCGGAGACAGUGCGGUAUUCGCCGGACCGCCGGUAUUCACCUAGGAACCGGCGGUCCACGUAUUCGCCACGCUCGAGGAGACGCUCAGUAGAAAGAUAUGACGGAAGAGGUUCCCACUCACGAAACGGACCCGCUCACGCCGAAACAGAGACGGAAUACAACUCUGAUUCUCCUACGAGACGACCCCGGAGAAGAUACUCCAGAAAUUCAGGUGCUAGUUCCGGAUCGGGAUGUUCCUCAGAGUCUGAAAAGUGAAAUAAUCGGCCAAAUAAUUGUUGUUAAUAUUCGCAGUAGUGUAACAGCCGCUGUAUCGAUAGUGCAGUCUCCACUAGAAUCUAGACGUAGGUAUUAUUGAUAAAUAAAGCUGCAAGAAACCUAAUGUGCCUACUUAUAUCUUACACACAGAACCUCCAAUAGAUAAUGUAUUGAAACAUUCGAACUAGACUUCUGAAAGAAAAGCAAUAUAUUGUGUAUUACAUGUUAGAUAGUAUGUCUGUAUAAUGAAUUACGAUUUAAUAUAUUAAUAAUUGUUAUUUAAAAGCUUAUUGUAUUAUUGAAUUUGAGGCAUUUUGAGCAAAUUUUAGUGUAUAAAUAUCUCCAUCAUAUAAAUAGAGGGUAAAUAGUUCUUGACAUUUAAAUUUAUUAGAUACCAACGCAACCUUUGUUACAACGCACUGUCAAUAUGGGCACAGUUAUUGCAUCUUAAAUCUCAUCCUGACGAAUGCUGAGUGAUUAUUUGUGGCUCAUAACAUAUUGUCACUGUUAAAGAUAAAUUAUUCUAUGCCCUAUAAAAAUGCAGCGUCACUUUGUAAAUGUCAUCAUAAAACCCAUGCAUAAGUGCGAGCAGUUGCAAGAUAUCGGCAAUACUAUUCACUCUCUUUUCAACUUGUAAAGCUAUAUACGUUGGCGGAUAGUAUAGCUUACUUUAUAACGUCAUAGAUUAAUUUGUAAAAUAUAAUCUUUGUAUAAAUAUUAUAUUUAUAAUAUACGUUCAAUAACUUCGUUAUUGCUUCCAUAAAAUACGUUCGUUCUAAAAUAAUUUAGAUAACUUGUCGCAAACAAUGUUGUUUAUAUAAAUAAUUGUUAUCUCGUUGAAUGAUAUGCAAACACCGGCUGUUUGUAAGACGAUAACUUUUUAACAAAUAUGAUACUCGGUUAUUUAUUUCUAUGUUACAGUCAGAACUAGUUUUCUAGUAAAAACGCGAUUCUGAUAGUUACUAGAUGUUGAGAUGAAAUUGUCGUAUACUAGAAUUCAGUAUCAUUACAUGUCAGACUUAUCUGAGAUAAUUUUUAACAACCUAAAGUUAAUUUUGUGUGGCUAGUCUUACCACCUUAACUAUUCAAAGUAAUUAAUCAAGGCAUUGGAGAAAGUCUUCGGCGGCCAAAGGUCUGGCCGGUACGUGGCCACACCAAUGUAUGAUGUGUGCGGCCAUCUCUUCUGCCUCUAUGCAAUCCCUUCACUGAUUUUGCCCUUUCCCUGUUGUCACGUGAUUUAUUUAAAGUAACCUUGGGCGUGUGAGUCUCACCAAUUGUACAUUGGAACCUACAGUCUAUACAAGGUGUUUUUCGCCUGUUUACAUCCAUCCCCUCCAUCCAGUUUUUAUCAUGGACCUCCUUGGUUUGUGACCGCAACAACAGAAUUUUGAAUAUCCGUCCAAAUUGUGUGACCCUAACUUCUAGGAACGUAAGCUGUUGAGACGGUCAUUGAAAGGUCAAUGAACUAAAUUUUCUUUGACCUUUUAACCUUCUUGAACAUUCGGUUGAAGGUCAGAUACCUAACUACGAGUAACGGUGAUGAUUCUUUUGUGUGUGUUACUUGUCUGAACAGUUUAUUAUUUUUAAAGUGAUAUGCCACACUUCUGGGAUUAAUUGCACAAAUUAAAUUUGUAAUCAAAAUUUAUGAACGAUGCGGGACUCGAACCCACAACCUCCGGGAUCCGCCCGAGUGCUCUUACCAACUGCGCCAAACGUUCCAAACACGAAUGGUUCGUAAAUCUUUGAUAUCUCUUUAUUCAACUCUCAGGUUGUGGCUACAGGAUCUACUUAACAGUUGAUAACCUGCUCAACCUCAGUUGGUAAGAGUGCUCGGACGAAACCCUAGAGGUUGUGGGUUCGAGUCCCGCAUCGUUCAUAAAUUUUGGUUACAAAUUUAUUUGUGUUACUUGUAAUACCAAUCACGCGAUUUAACUUAAAACGUGUCUUGUCUGUAGCACCUAUACUGAGUAUCUAAGCUAGUCAUUAUCGAGACCACCCACUUAACUUAUUAAAACAUUAUUUUAAGUUUGAGCACAGUGAACAGUUAAAUUGAUUGAAAAUCUAUAAUAAAAAAUAUUAUUAAAAAAUUGUGAAUUUUAUUUCGAUGUAUAAUUUUGAAUAAAGUAUUUUUCAAACAAUUAAAACUCGUCGUAUUAUAACUGAGCUAAGUCGUUAAGUACCUAUUUUUGAAAAAGUUUCAUUAAUUCAUUCCAAUAUUUCGCUAGCAAGCCUCUAGUAAGCGUGAUCAGUCACUCGUGUAUUUUAUUUUGUUGUAAUGAAAUUCUAUAGAUAUUUACUUUUCGCUAUCGUUGUUUGAGCGGCAUUCUUUCGUAAUGGAUAUGGUUUUUUCUACUGUAACAUUGUUCCUGAUUUGUCGGGUGGUAGGGAUGUAUGUAAAAUAAAGGGGGCAACAAACCGUGGCUCGGUAUUGUAUCAAUUUUGCGAUACGAUGCACAACCCUAGCGUUUUUUUUACUGUUUAUGUUUUUUCUUUUUCAAAUUAAUUCAAACUUUCAGCUGAUAAAUUAUAAUUAGAUAGUCAGAGUUGUCAUCUGCAUAGAAUUGAGCCCAAUUUGUUGCGUCUCCUAUCGAUAUAAGAAUAUAAAUAGUGAACUGAAAAUGAGUCUUUGUGUAAAUUUUUAAUUAGUAUUGGCUAUAAAUUAUGGUUUUUAUCAAAUAAAUUAAUGUUCAUAUUUUGUUAUAUUAACCUACUGUAAUAAUGAUAUUGUCAACAAUGUUAGAACGGAAUAGAGUGAAAUUUCCUGUUUCAUGAAAUCAUUUGUAUGUUUUAUAAUUAUUUAUUUGUACUUAUUUUGAUUGUUUGCCUCAUACAUACACUCAAAAAUUAAUUUAUUACAAUUGUUUAUUUAAAAGGACAUUGAUUUUAUUAGAAAACGAAUUUAAAUAAAAUUUUAUUUAAAA
Leptidea sinapis is the source of this 6546-nucleotide messenger RNA. It is a transcript of the gene Tango1, whose product is annotated as transport and Golgi organization protein 1. Gene Ontology annotation, biological process: protein secretion; endoplasmic reticulum to Golgi vesicle-mediated transport; vesicle cargo loading. The coding region runs from base 77 to 3625 and encodes 1182 amino acids. The record is from RefSeq and is a predicted model, not a curated record. The transcript has 13 exons. Gene Ontology annotation, cellular component: endoplasmic reticulum exit site; endoplasmic reticulum membrane. NCBI's taxonomy places the organism in Eukaryota, Metazoa, Arthropoda, Insecta, Lepidoptera, Pieridae.